AGGGGUGGACUUUAGGACCCUGCAGAUCAACUCCGAUUUAAAACACCACAGGCAAAAUUGUAGCCGCUGUCCUCAUCAGAUCUGCUACCAAACGCCUUUAACCUUAAAUAAAAUCCACAGAAUAUACAAUAGGGUGGCCUAUGAUGAGUGUUGUAAAGACAUUGAUGCCGUCUGACACUCAGCGACAAGGAAGCACGGGUUGAUGGAGCACAUCCGACUGCCGAAGGUGGAGAAUGUCAAGCUCCUGGACAGAGUUUCCCCCAGAAGGAGCAGGGUUGGCACUCUGUACCUGACCGCCACACACAGCAUCUUUGUGGAGAGCCUCGCCCCACAGCGCAGGGAAACAUGGGUGCUGCACAGUCUGGUGUGCUGCGUGGAGAAACAGGCCUCCACUGAAUCUGGGUGUCCUCUGCUCAUUCACUGUAAGAACUUCCAGGUUCUGCAUUUCAGCGUUCCUCAGGAGUCUGACUGCCUGGAUGUUUUCCUGUCCCUGCAGCGCCUCUCCCAGCCAGAGAAAUACGAGGAGCUGUACUGCUUCUCCUAUAAGCCGAAUGUCCCUGAAGCGCAGAGGCGGCAGGAAUGGGCCUUUGUGGACGCCAGGGCUGAUUACCGUAGAAUGGGACUUCCAAAUUCCCAGUGGAAACUGUCCUCUGUCAAUCGACACUACAAGGUCAGCGACACCUACCCGGCUGACCUGCUGGUACCCUACUCGGCCACUCCCCCCGUCAUAGUCGGAAGCUCCAAGUUCAGGAGCAGGGGCAGAUUUCCUGCUUUGUCGUACUACUGCAAAGAUAACCACGCUGCCAUCUGCCGCAGCAGCCAGCCGCUGUCCGGUUUCAGCGCUCGCUGCCUGGAGGAUGAGCAGAUGCUGGAGGCCGUCUUAAGGUCCAACCCCCACAGCGACUUCAUGUAUGUGGUGGACACCAGGCCUAAGCUGAAUGCAAUCGCAAACCGCGCGGCUGGAAAAGGCUAUGAAAAUGAAGACAAUUACUCCGACAUCAAAUUCCAGUUCUUGGGCAUCGAGAACAUCCACGUCAUGAGGAACAGCCAGCAGAAGAUGUUGGAAGUGAGCGAGCUGCGUUCCCCCUCCAUGUCUGACUUCCUGGAGGGCCUGGAGAGCUCAGGCUGGCUGAAGCACAUCAAAGCCGUUCUGGACGCUGGCAUCUUCAUCGCUAAGGCCAUAGCAGAGGAAGGUGUCAGUGUCUUGGUUCACUGUUCAGAUGGCUGGGAUCGCACUGCGCAGGUGUGUUCGGUGGCCUCCGUACUGCUGGAUCCCUUCUACAGGACACUAAGAGGACUGAUGGUUCUCAUUGAGAAAGACUGGAUCUCGUUCGGACACAAGUUUUCUCACAGGUGCAGCCACUUGGAUGGAGACCCCAAAGAGGUUUCUCCCAUCAUCGAUCAGUUCCUGGAGUGCUUGUGGCAGCUGAUGGAGCAGUUUCCCUGUGCCUUCCAGUACAACGAGAAGUUCCUGAUCACCGUUCACAACCACGUCUAUUCCUGUCAGUAUGGAAACUUUAUUGGCAACUGUCAGCGGGAGAGAAUAGAGCUGCAAGUGCAUGAGAAAACUCACUCCUUAUGGAGUUUCUUAUGGACGAAUCGUGCUGACUACAUCAACCCUCUGUACAGACCAGACCACAGCCAGACUCAAGGGCUGCUGAGACCAUCUACCGCCCCCUACUGUUUCAAAUUCUGGAGAGGACUGUACAACCGAUUUGACCAGGGAAUGCAUCCUCGACAAUCUGUGGAGGAUUACCUACGGGCCAUCCAGGAAGAGACGCAGCAGCUGGAGGAGCAGCUGGCUUCACACAAGCAGAAAAUCACAGAGAUGGCGCGUGAACAGAGCUGGAGCACCGCCUCCUCAGACAAAAGCCUCCCACCGUGGGAUCCUGGGAACAACCUGGCUUUGGCCAACACUCCUCAAGAUUACACCAGCAGCUUCUUGCCCAGCAGCACUCCAAAAGACCUGGACAGCAGCACCGCCAUCCUCCCGCCGCACGACUCCAGCCUGAAAGCCGAGACGAGCGGCAGCGACCAGGAGUCCGGGAUUGCAGACCUGAGCUGCCGUUCGCCUCUGAGCGAGGAGAGCGCCAGAGACCCCGACUCCGAUGAGGCCGUCUAUUCAGCGGCCUGAGCAGAUUUUACUGUUUUCCAUUCGAGCAGAUUUUACUGUUUUCCAUUCGAGCAAACUUUACGACCACCACUGCUCGCUGUAGCGUUAAACAUCAACUAAAUACAAACAUAAAGAAAAUUUACUUUUUUUCAGGACGUUGAAAAUUAAGAAUAGCAACUAAAACCAAACAUCCUAAGAGCGUGUGCGCCUGCAAACAAUUCUGGUCUUCCAUGUGGUCGAGUUUCAGAGCUGCACUCGUUCAUCAGCUGCAAUAUGUUUGUUUACAUUUUAUCUAUUAUACGCUGGAAGCAUUUGUAUUUACAUAGAAGUUGCCAGAUAGGGUUAAGGUUGAGAGUUGUGAGUUACAGAGGUCCAGACAAGACUCCAAACAUCAACAUUACAUAAACUAUAAAGUUACACCAAAGCCUCAACACUAAGCCUGAAGGGCUUAACAGCCGAACUGUGCAGAGUUAGGGAGUUCUGAUGAUAUAGCAGCUCUGGAUACCAGAUCAGAACCUUAUGGUUUUAAUUUAUCCCGUUUUUGUGUUUCUGUGUGAUCCCUUCCAAAUAAAUGGAAAUCGUUACCAUUUUUCCAAAUCUAAUGAAUCACAUUUUUAGGUAUUAGGUUUAAAGUUGGCCAAAGUGGGAAAAAGUUUGAUCGGUACAAAUUCAAGUGCAAGGCACAAACCAGCUCUGUCAAAAACGAAUUAUGAUAUUUUCAUGUGCAUUCAAGAUUUCCCAAAACAAAUCAAACUUGAACAAGAUAGUUGUUGGGAUAGUCUUCGCAAUCUGUUGAUCUUAGUUGAUUUUAGUUUGAUAAGCUGAGUUAUAAUCAGUUUAUCGACAAGGAAAUUGGUAAAUAAACUCGAUUACCAGCAUCAUAACUUAUUUUUACGAAUAUAAAUAAAUGGUUUAUAGUUGAAAAACCUCCUUUUGAGCACCCAAGUCUCCAUGUGCAAUAGCUUAUGGAUUGAUAGAAGCUUGAUAAUAUCUCAUUUAUCUACACCUUUCAGGCCAAAUAGCUUUAUAUCUGAGUCUCCUUUCUCUCUGACACAUUUGUCUGGAAGAUUUUAACAUCAGAUCAGCUUUAGGCUGUAAGGUUAGAUUGCUGAGUCAGCAGACUGAAUCACGCAAACAUCAACUUGUUGGAUUGCGACCAUUGACUGUAUAUGAGAACUAGAGUGAGCGAGUGUGAGGUCACUUAUAGGAAAUGACUUCCCUCCGACUCCAACCAAAUGACGUCAAUUCAAUCGUGAUACGGGCCCCACCGUGUUGGACGCGGACGUAACCGGUGGGUCUGAGUCAACGUUUCUAUAGCAACCACUCUCAUCAAUUAGGGGUGAACUUGUUUGAUCAUGAGAAUCUGUCAAUUACAUGUUUUUUGACCACAUACUGUUAUUGAGGCAUCUGAUUAUAACUUGAAUAACUUAGCACUACAGAAAAACAUCAUGUAAUAAAGGAUUAGCAAGAACAUAUUAAAAAAAAUAAACUGCUUAGUUCUUAAUAGAAGUCUAGGGGAUUUUGGCUUCUUGGAGUCAGCAGGUACUUCCUCUUUGGAACUCCAGGGGGGAGGAUUCACUUAGUCCAGUCCUCAUAUACAGUCGAUGGUCAGGACACAAUUCCCAGGAGUUUUGACGGAAACGUGCAAUCUUUCUUCUGCAAAAACGUAUCAGUGUAACUUUAUAUCAUGCAUUUUUGUUACUGCGCCUUUUGCAAAUGAACAAUGCUAGAACGAUUGUGCAUGAGGAUCUAUUGUUACAUGUAUUUCUUUUUUAAGCACUUCUUAUUGUGUUUUGACAGUCUUUGACAGUUUUGUGCUUUAACAAAAGUAAACAAAAAGUUUCAAAUGUGUCUGUUUUAUUGUAACAUAAAUUAAGUCAUUAUUCAUCACCUGCCAUAUUCUCCUGAAGAGUGCUCACCUUUUUUUUUUCCGCUUGAUCUCAAUGUUUUGUAACCACCGUUAUUGCAAAGGUACACGAAUAAAGUUAUAUUGAAACCAA
This is a messenger RNA of Oryzias latipes (Japanese medaka), 4113 nucleotides long. RefSeq names its product myotubularin related protein 7a (gene mtmr7a). Gene Ontology annotation, molecular function: phosphatidylinositol-3-phosphate phosphatase activity; phosphatidylinositol-3,5-bisphosphate phosphatase activity. NCBI's taxonomy places the organism in Eukaryota, Metazoa, Chordata, Actinopteri, Beloniformes, Adrianichthyidae. The record is from RefSeq and is a predicted model, not a curated record. Gene Ontology annotation, cellular component: cytoplasm. Gene Ontology annotation, biological process: phosphatidylinositol dephosphorylation.